AUGUCUGUUAUUGAGACUAUCCAUGCCUUUGAUAAAUUGGAAUAUAAUGACAUACGUUCAUUUACUGCGGCUUCGGCUUUGAUUGCAAAAUCUAUUCAACAAUAUAAUAAUGAUCCAUCAGCAAAGAUUAAUAGACUUCAAUUGUUAUAUGAAAAUGAAUCAUCGGAAAUUACAUUUCAACAGAAAGAUAUCGAACGUGAAUGGCUUGAAAAUAAUAAUGAAAUAAUAUCUUUUACGACAAUAUUGGACUCUUGUCUUGGUCGAUCAUUAUCAGAUCGUCCGAAAAUCUCCGAGCAAUCGAUCUAUUUACCAUUUCGUUCUGAUCAACCAAUUGAAUAUGAAGCAGUACAAUGGCAAACAGAUCCAUCAUCACCUAGUCGAGUAUUACAACCUUGUCAUGAACCAAAUACCGAUCAACAAAUAAAUAACAAUAAUACAAAUGUGAUCCUUCUCGAUGAUAAUGACGAUCAGAAUUAUAUUGAUGCAAAUGGUGAUGAAGAAAAUGAACCACCAAAAUUACCUAAGAAGAAAGGCAAGAAGAAAAAACAACAAGCAAAAAUGAUUGAAAAUAAUAAUGAUACUUCAGUACAAUUAAAUACUUCAUCAAAUCGAACAUCAAUAACAGGUCAAAAAUUUCCACAAAAACUAUCAUCAAAAUGGUCAGCUGGUAAACGUAGUUCAGGCUUUGGCACUGGUAAAACAAGUGCUAUUCGCAAGUUUGCACGUUCAUCAAAUGAUCGUCAACAUCGUCCAGAUUCUCGUACAUUAUUUCGUAAUAAACCAUCAGUUACAAGUAAUACAUCUCGUCUUAGUCAAGAACAACGUGAACAAUUAGCACGUGCUGUUGAAGAACGUAAACAAGAAGAACGUAAACGUAAAGUUGAAAAAUUACAUGAACAGGCAAAAAAACGUGAAGAAGUUCUUAAUCGUGCUAAACAAAUUCAACAAGAUAAAGAUCAAAAAAAUCAAUUACGUAUAUCUGAUAAUCAAUCAAAAACAAAUGCUAUUGUUAAUAAAAAAGCACAAGGAAAUAAUUUUAAUAAUUCAACAACAUUUAAUAAUUCAAUAAAUGAAUCAACAAAUCUUCCAAAAACAACUGCACAACAACAACAGCAUAAACCUGUUAUACUUGAUACGACUAGCAAUAAAAUACUUGGUCAAAAUAAAAUAUUUAAACAACCAACAAAUUUUGGAUUAAAAAAAGGAACACCAGCAACAGCAAAUGCUGAAUAUACAUUUGUUGUUGAUAAGAAUAAUCCACAAAGAAACGAUAUUACAUUACCAUCAAGUUCAUUAAUUCAACCAAAUGUGCAACAGAAAGCAGAUUGGACUAUUUUACCAACACCUGCAAAUGCUUAUGAUGAAUUGGAACUUGAUACAACAAUGACCGAUACAACUCAUGAUUCAGGUGAUGGUGAUUAUGGUAUUGAAGAUGUACGUUCAGAUCAAGAUUCAGAUAAUGAUGAUGAAGAUGAAACUCGUAUACCUGGUUGGGCUAAAGAACGUUUAUUUCAAACAUUUUGGAAAACUCAAGGUCAUUGGUAUUUAUCACGUCGAACACUUAAAUUAACACGUCGAACAUUAGGACAUUACCCUAUAAUCAAAGAUCAACUUCAAACAUGGCUUAAAGAGCUUAAAUCAAGCAAACCAUUAUCAGAAACAUUUACCGAUGCAACAUAUCUUGAUCAAACACAAACACCACACUUUUGA
Rotaria sordida is the source of this 1710-nucleotide messenger RNA. The record is from the annotation of a GenBank genome assembly. Lineage: Eukaryota; Metazoa; Rotifera; Eurotatoria; Philodinida; Philodinidae.